Molecule: messenger RNA, 2514 nt
Organism: Musa acuminata subsp. malaccensis (wild Malaysian banana)
Lineage: Eukaryota; Viridiplantae; Streptophyta; Magnoliopsida; Zingiberales; Musaceae
Product: probable methyltransferase PMT12
Cellular component (GO): cytoplasm; endosome; trans-Golgi network
Molecular function (GO): methyltransferase activity
Source: RefSeq, a predicted model, not a curated record
ACCCCUUCGCCUAGCAAUAGGAGGAGGGAGCCGGUCUCGAUCAAAUCCAAGUAUGAAGGCUGUCGGCGAGUUCGGGGAGCUCAAACCGCUCCUCCUCAGGAUCUCCGCCGUCGCCGCCGCCUGCUUGGCCGCCUUCUUCUUCGGCAAGCACUGGUCUUCCGCCUCCUACCCCCAGCUCCCCUUCUACCCCCGCUUCCCCGUCGUGUCCUCCUUCGACAGCGCCACGCCCUACGUCGCCAUCUCCCCCAACGCUCACUUCUCCGUAGACGUCUCCUCCCUGAUCUCCUCCUUAUCGCCUCCUCUCCAUGCAGCCUCUCCGGCCAUCCCUUCCCACCCUCCGCCCCCACCCCCGCCUCCUCCGCAACUCCCAGAAAGAAUCGGGGUCGUAGACGACGAAGGGAACAUGAGAGACGAUUUCGAUGUGGGCGCGCUGGACUCAGAAGUGGUGGAUGUCUUCGACGAGGUGAAUGGGACUAGCAAGGAUAGCGAAGGGGAGGACACGAGGGUUAGGGUUGGGAUCAACAAGUUUAAAGUGUGCCCCAGUAGCAUGUCGGAGUAUAUUCCGUGCUUGGAUAACGCGGAGGCAAUAGAGAGGUUGCAGUCUACGAUAAGAGGGGAAAAAUUCGAGCGGCAUUGUCCUGAGCAGAGCAAGGGGUUGAAUUGCUUGGUUCAGGCGCCCAAGGAUUACAAAACGCCGAUCCCUUGGCCCAGAAGCAGAGAUGAGGUAUGGUUUAGCAAUGUACCUCACACACGCUUGGUUGAAGAUAAAGGAGGUCAAAAUUGGAUUACAAAAGUUAAAGACAAAUUCAAAUUUCCUGGAGGUGGAACUCAGUUUAUUCAUGGGGCAGAUCAGUAUUUGAAUCAGAUCUCUAAGAUGGUUCCAGAUAUUGCAUUUGGUUACCAUACAAGAGUAGCUCUUGAUAUUGGUUGUGGAGUAGCAAGUUUUGGUGCUUUCUUACUCUCCCGAAAUGUGAUCACCUUGUCAAUAGCUCCAAAAGAUGUUCAUGAGAAUCAGAUUCAGUUUGCUCUUGAACGGGGUGUGCCAGCAAUGGUGGCAGCUUUUGCAACUCGUCGAUUGUUAUAUCCAAGUCAGGCAUUUGACUUAAUUCAUUGUUCAAGAUGUAGAAUAAAUUGGACCCGUGAUGAUGGAAUCCUGCUUCUUGAGGUCAACAGAAUGCUAAGAGCUGGAGGUUACUUUGUUUGGGCAGCACAACCAGUUUAUAAACAUGAAGCGAGCCAACAGAAGGCUUGGCUAGAGAUGCAGGACCUUGCAGCUAGGAUUUGUUGGGAACUUGUAAAGAAGGAAGGAUAUAUUGCAAUAUGGCGAAAGCCUUUAAGCAAUAUAUGCUAUGAGAGUCGUGAUUCUGGAGCUCAACCUCCAUUAUGUAAUGCAGAUGAUGAUCCAGACAACGUUUGGUAUGUGAACAUGACGGCAUGCAUAAGCAGACUUCCUGAGAUUGGAUAUGGAGCAAAUGUUUCAACGUGGCCUGCCCGUCUGCAGGAGCCACCACAAAGACUUCAAGCUGUUGUGAUGGAUGCUUAUAUAGCAAAAAAUGAGCUCUUUAUGGCGGAAUCGAGAUAUUGGGAUGACAUACUUGCAAGCUAUGUUCGUGCUUUUCAUUGGAAAAAAAUGAAGCUGCGGAAUGUAAUGGAUAUGAGGGCUGGAUUUGGAGGGUUUGGUUCUGCAUUUAUCAACCAUCAAAUCGAUUGCUGGGUGAUGAAUGUUGUCCCUAAUAGCGGACCCAACACAUUACCUGUAAUAUAUGAUCGGGGACUUGUAGGAGUUACUCAUGACUGGUGUGAACCAUUUGAUACGUAUCCAAGAACUUAUGAUCUACUGCAUGCGUUUGGCCUCUUCUCCGAAGAGCAGAAAAGGUGCAACAUCACUAGCAUCUUGCUGGAGAUGGACCGCAUGCUAAGACCUGGUGGGCAUGCUUAUAUUCGUGAUUUGAAAUACAUUAUCAACGACAUUCAACAAAUCGCAGAGGCCAUGGGAUGGCGGACCAAUCUCCGUGAUACAGCCGAAGGCCCAUAUGCGAGCAGGAAGAUUUUGAUGUGCCAGAAACACUGAAACUGAAACAGAUGUGGUUUUGUGAAGAGCUUAUCAUGUACGGCCUGUGGUUUCGAAGUGUUUCUAGCUCUUCUGCGAGUUCCACCGUAUGUUUAUUCCACAGAAUAAGGACCAAAUGCUGGUGGCAGGAGCCAUUGCUGUACACAGGUAAAUUAGGUAACUAAAUGAACAUAUUUUUAUUGAUUAUAUUAGUUUCUGAUCAUUAAGCUCAAUCCAUGGUCAUCGGAAACAUCCUCCUGUAAUCUUGGUCUCCCAAGUUUCCACACUCCUUGCCUAAAUUCUACAAUAGACUGGUUGUUUUCAUGCUUAAAGUAGCGUCCCGUGCCACCUCAAGAUAUAUCAGUUGCUUUUUUUUUUUGUCUUUUUUCUCAAAAGUCUCAAUUAGGAUAAACUCGAGGUGGAUUUAUCUUUGACAAAUAAGAUCAGAUGCUAAUUUUGUUUAA